CACAUAGGAGAAGGGGUGAAGUUACAAAGCCUCGAACCAAAACAAGACUUUGCAGCCUGUGGUGAACAACGGGGCUUUGUUAUGAAUGGAACACACCUCGUUUUGAGGACUGAUUUUCAGAUCAAAUGCUUUUUAAACCGGAAGUUCGAUUGUUUAUGUUAAAUCGGAACCUCUCUGGAAAAUACGGAUAGCCCUUGAAGAUCAACAUGUGCUUCGCAAUGCUGACUAACAAAAAGAAGAUCUAAGCUGGAGGAGGACUGCCUAUCCUAAGUUUUCCUCCUCCUCUUCCUGGGAUCAAUGACCGGACCCAACUCCCCGAGCCGGACUGGCACCUCCCCGGCCAAACUAAGCAGGCAUGGCCGGUCCAAGAGCACUAGCUCGCACUGCCUCCUCCGCUGCAGCACCCAGGAGGAGUCCUCUCUGUCUCCCCCUGACAACAGUUCCAGGUCCCCUGAGGAGGAAGAGGAGAAGGAUGGAGGGGUGCUUUUCUAUGUCAACCGGUCUGGUUUUCCAAUCGAGAGUGUCACCUGGGAGAGAAUGUGGUCCCAUGUGGCCGCUGUGCACCCCGAGGGCCAGGAGAUGGUGGACAGGAUACGAAAUGCUGCAUACCUUGCCAAGCAUCCAGUUCCCUCAAUUCCAACCUUCAAACCAUCCAUGUCGGUCCCAGACUGGCUGGUGGCCGUCCAGAACUUCAUGAAGGCUCUGCAAUACAACCACACAGGAACACAGUUCUUUGAGAUCAAGAAGAGCCGUCCGCUGUGUGGGUUAAUGGAAACAGCGAGAGAGAUGAUCAGGGAGUCUUUACCAAUCAAAUGCCUCGAGGCUGUCAUCUUGGGAAUCUACCUGACCAAUGGGCUUACGUCUCUCGAGCGUUUCCCCAUCAGCUUUAAGACCCAGUUUUCAGGUCACUGCUUUCACCAUGUCGUGCUGGGCGUCUACUGCAACGGCCGCUAUGGGUCGCUGGGUAUGAGCCGCCGCCAGGACCUGAUGGACAAAGCGCUUACCCACCGAACUCUUGGAGAACUGGUGGCUGAAUUUGAGAACUCCUACAAGAGAUACCAGCACACACUAAAGAAGGUGAAGAUCGGCUUGUACGUGCCUCAUGACCCCCACAUCUUCCAGCCAAUCGAAUGGAAACAUUUAGUGCUGAAUGUGGCCCGACUGGGAGCUCAGGAGAUGAAGAAAGAGCUGGAGAAACAUGGGCGGGACAUGAGGAUGAAGAUCCUGAAAUCGUCCAGUGCCCAGUCACCAAUCAAGGAGCGCAGCCGGGGGAAGUCCUUAUCGCCACGCCGUCAACAGAGCAGCCCCCAGCGACGCUUCCCACACCGCAGAGACAAAUCGCCAGCCUCAGUGGAGAGGAAACCUCCAGAGCUCAGCACGCUCAAUGACGGCUACCAGAUCCGCAUCUGAGCCCCUCCUUCACCUACAAGACUACAAGACAUCCGUCCAGACUCCUCAGGCACCCCGAGUCUCCACCCAGUACGGGGGGGGGUCGCCAGAGCCACAGCUGCAUUUUUAUUUUACACAGAAAAGGUGGAUGAUUAUAAAAAAGAAGAAGAAAGAAGAGGCUUAAAUGGAAGAAAAUGACUGGUACUGACAUUUCAUACACCAUUUACUCAUUUUUGUAGCAAUGAAUCUCUUAAAAUAAUCUCAUCCUCAUCACUCACAGGCUGAGAGGGCUGGCAUUUAUUUAUUUAUUUUUUAAACCAGUGUUCAUUUGUUUAGCUGAAAUGCUGAGAGCAAACACUGAAGUGAUGUCAGCUCAGUUUUUCUUUAGUUUUUUUCUAAAUUUCAGUCAAGUUAAGUGAUGAUAUGUAUUCAAGAAGAGGUGGAACAGGAAGUAGUUGAAAUUCUUCUUCACUGGUUGUAAUGACAGGUCGUCACAGUGGAACAAAGGUCGUCUUUGCGUCAAACACAACUAAGGAGAGAUUAAUUUGUGGGUUGUUUUGGCAUCGUGGCAGUUAUGAGAACACUAUUUAGGGAGUUGUGUUUUAUCAGGGGUAGAAGUGGGUACAGCCCCACACGAUCACAAGAAGACAGAAAUUACCACGUUUGUCCAGAGUCAGGAGAUUUAAAACUAUAGCUUCAUUAUUUAUUUAUUUUUUUUAAGAUGGACAAACAAAAUCUGAAGGGCUGUCCUGGUCUGCCACUCGAGUUUUAGAGCGUCUUAAUGAUCCAGGUCAUUAACACCUUUGACCUUCCUCAACCAGCAGCAGUUUUAAUACGAUGAUUAAGUAAACUCCUGCGUGCAGACUGUAUUGAUUACAGUGGGAGCGUGAUAAAGUAUGCAGGGAAAUCAAAGAUGCAGAAUCAAUAGAGGGGCUAAAAGAAGAGGACGAUGAAGCGGAGCAGUGUGAGGAGCGAGGGAGUGAUUCAGAGAAGAUGGAGUGAUUGUUAAAGCACUCCGGAAAAGUUCCCGUCUCAGCUGCUCCUCUUCCUCAGGCUUCUGUUGACACAUAAUUGCAUGCAUAACCACGACUCUGUCCCUGAACACCACAAAGGAAAACUUCGAGGAGGAAAAUCGAAAGACUCAAACAGGCCGAGUUAGUUAAUAGUCACGUUCUUUAUGCCUCAUAUGACAGAAGGGCACAUUUUAUAUCAAGAUAAAUGGGCAGGCUUGACAUUUCCAUCCACAUCUGUAUUUAUUUAACUGACUCAUUUUGCAUCAUCAUGGAAACUUCUGUUGCAUUCACACCUCUUUUUAUUCUGAAAAAUAUUAUGGCCAGGUCAUGUCUGUAAAUGAGAACCAGUUCUCAAACAUUUUACCUGGUAAAAAAAAAAAAAAGGUUUAAAAAAAAUAAAAGAUUAUUAUUAGAUCAAAUGGUUCCUAACCUCCAUCCAUUCUCUUUGACAGGGUCGGGGGGGGCUGGAGCCUAUCCCAGCUGACAUGUAAGGUCCUAGGUUCAAUUCCACCUUGGCCAGGGUCUUACUGUGUGGGUUUCCUCCGGGUACUCCGGUUUCCUUCCACAGUCCAAACACAUGCAGUUACUGGGGUUUGGUUAAUUGGGGAUUCUUAAUUGCCCGUAGGUGUGAGUGUGAAUGGUUGUCUGUCUCUCUGUGUUGGCCCUGCGACAGGCUGGCGACCUGCACAGGGUGUACCCUGCCUCGCGCCCUAUGUCAGCUGGGAUAGGCCCCGCCCCCCGCGACCCUGAGCAGGAUGGAGGGGUCAAAAAAUUUGUUAAAUCUCUGAUUUAAAAUCAGAAGAAAAUACUUAAUAAAAGUGCAGCUAAAAUAAAAACGGUAAGCUUGACGUGCAAACAACCGGCAGGCCAAACUUUAAAUAAGACCCUGUUCUCACACGAUGCACCAAAAAACUCUGAACCUUGAUGCAAACGUCAGUUGUCAGUGUUUCCAGAACAAGCUAGCAGAAAGCCUGUGGAGUUCAGCUGCGGCCACGCUGCGUGUUUACACAGUAAACCAACACAGCGUUGGCCGGCUGGCUGCUGUUCCACCAACAGCUGGAACAUAAAAUGAUUCAGCUGGUCCAAGAUCAGCUGCAGCCAGCAGCGAGUGCAGAUGUUGCUGACUGAAUGAACACUCUGCAACAAAAGUCUCAUUCAAGACCGAGAAGGAUGUAACAGUCUGUGCAAGCUGUCGGCAGGGCCUGGACCCUCUGAAACGUUUGGUUACAAAAUGAUAAAAAUAGGUUUUAAUCUAAAUUAUAUUUGAUUUUUUUUUUCCUCAAUAGCUUGAAAACAGAAAUGAAAAAAAAAAAAAGUGUUUUACAACCAAUUUAAAGCUGCUUCACACAUGGACCUUUCUAGAUAUUACAUAACGGAGGAUAUUAAAUGUUCUUUAUCCUUCCAGCUCUCUGAUUCAGAGACUGUGUGCUGUCCAGUUGUGCAGCACUGCCACCUAAAACAAGCAGCAGCAGGAGUGCAAAUCUUUUUUUCUUUUUUUAGUACAGGAAACGAUAAGGGCAGAACCACAGAGGUUCUCAGAGCAGCUCGAUGAAGCGUGUUUUUGCUCCGUGAAGCCAAGUGACCUAUAAACGUCCAUUCAGUACUGUAUGAACCGUUUCACGCUCGUACGCUUGAUCUAUCGUAAGGAUAGUCCAAAAAAAACCCAAUCGAGCUUAAAUCUGAUUGGAAUUUUUCUGGAUUUUCCUGUUGAGGCCUUCAGUGAAUCACAACUAAGAAGCUUGAAAUCAAUGAACUUGAAAUCACGCAUAACAUGCAUUCAGUAUUUAUCCAUCCAAAUAUAAAUGCUUGAAAUAAACACAUCAAAUGACUGAUUAUCACAUAUUAGCAUAUUCAGCACUUCUUUCAGACAGUGCGCGAACAUUUAAUGACAGCAGAUUUUAAACUACAUGCCUUUAUGUAAUCUGUAACCCACAUCUGUGUAUCAGUGUCUGUUACAUCCACAGAAUGUACUGUAAGGUUUUCAGUCUUUUAGGGGAGAACUGUAGAAGUCAGGUUAAAAUGUUUUUAAGUGCACCUGCAGGCCUCCAUCACUGCCCACAGAUCAGCUCUGUUCACAGAGUUUAAUGAGUGAGAGGGAAACUAAUUUACUCAACUUUAGCAUCUUAGGAUAAAUACUUAGAACUGCAUGGAUCAAUUAUCUAACGAUUCAGCAUCUGACUUCUAUGGUUUUCACCUGAAAGUCUAACUCAGAACGGUGUUUCCCAAAACAGCCAAAGCAUCAAACUUAAACUGCACCAGGCCACUUUUUGCCAACCCAAAGUGGUGAUGGGAGGUUAGGAAAUAUCGUACAACCGCAGAGUAAAGAUAUCUGUAAAACAAUGUUUUUAACCUUGUACUUCACUUUAAAAAAUAAAAGUCAGAUAUUGUAAAAGAAGAGGCUCAGGCUCAGCGGUGGCAGAACAUGCUGAGAAAUGUACCAAAAUGAAUGAAAGUGCAGAGUCCGAGCACACAAACAUGCAAGACAAAGUUUUUAAGUUCUAAAGUUCUGCAGCACAACAAUGAAAACCCAGACCUGAUAUAAAUUUAGCCGAUCUCCCUUCAGUCUCCUUUUUAGAUUGCUCCCUGACAGUCUGACCACUCACACCCGUCCCUCAAAUUUAGCUUUCAGGGAAAAAAAAAAAAAGUCACAGGGAGCUAAAUUUAGUGAGUGAAUUGAUGGUGUGUGCUGAAAAAUUCCUGCUUUUACAGUGCACUGCAUGCUUCCACAUGGUGCCACACAUCCUGACAGGGCUCUGCUUUAACCCUAAGAGGGAGAAUUUAAAGUGGAUGACCUCAUGAAUGUUGGAAAAACAUCCCCCUCCCAUGCCCCCGCCUGAUAUCCACCUUCAACCUUGGACACAGCAGAAUUUGCUUACUGGGCAAGGAUCGUGGUGAAGCUGCUGAUGUACAUGUAAGUGGUUAUGCUGCCCUGGAAGAGGUCCAGAACUGAACAAGAUGACCCUGAGUGGAAGAUUGGCCAAAUUUCAAUCAAGUAUGGGGUUUUGAUUCUUAUCAGCAGUAUGAAUGAAUGCACCACAUUUAAGGAAGGAUUUAAGGCCUUAAGGAAGGACUGUGGUGAGAAACAGUUAAUGUGGCAUUGUUCACAGGGUACCUUUAAAAGCGCAUCUUUGAGAUGAACCUCAUCCUAUUUGAACUGUCUAUCUAAAGACGAAGGUGAUCUUAAAUGGCUGUUUUGGUGAAACCUCCGUUUUUUUGGUCAUUCAGAAGAAUUUCUGUAAUAUGUGUGCAGAUGUGAUCAUUUGAUUGUUUUAUUGCUUUUUUUUGAAUGUUUCGUGAUAUCCUCUCAAUCACAGAAGAAGGGUUUCGUCGCCAACUGAAAACUGCGAACAUUUUAUCCUAGCUUUUUGUUUCAACAAUGAGCUAUGCACACGCCAUGUUAGAAAGCAUAUAUAUGAAUCCUUGUCUUCCACAGUUCAAAUGUUGGAGGAGGAAGGUGUUUGUGGUUCAAAUUGUGUUUUCCCACCAUCUGCACAGGAACAAGUCUUCAGCUUUCAGAAUAAUUCUACUGAGCUUUUUCUGUAGAUCCAGCCUGACUCAAGGUGCUGUGAGUAAAGCGGAAUAUUUUGAGAUAUUCCCGAUCUUUGGCCAGCAGUGUUCCAGCCCAGAGACGGUCACAUCUGAAGCUCUGGAACAGACUAACCAGCCCAGCGUGUUCGCGUUCGCACCGAUGGUUGCGUACUGAUGCUUUCUAAAUGCUUGAUGUUUGUUAGCAUAUAGAAGAAGCACAAAGUUAUCCUGCUUUUGGAGUCUGUUUGGCAGCAGACACAGAAAUGAUGCGUUUUCUUACCGAAGAAGCAACAUAUCUAAGAGAGCAAUUUUUAGGAAUGACACCGAUGCUCUUGUAUUUUUGGAAUUACAAACUGAGGAUCAACAUGUUUUGAAGGGCCUAAGUUCACAAACUUUUCUCGAUGAAGACGAACAUUAAAACUUUACCCAGCAACAGUGAUAAACUACCAGACUGCUGAGCAGGGACACACAAACUGCAUCGUGUUUUACUGGAGUGGCAGCAAAGCGACCUGAAACAGUCAAACUCUGUGUAGCAGCCUCGAUCUCCUCCUGUCGGUUUGCAGCCGCAACGUCUGUGCUUGACAAUUUAUCUGACUGAAUGUUUUUGUUUUUUUUAAACUCAGAUCUGUUUUAUUUGGAUGUGAUUAAUCGAUUGUAAUCUAUGAUUUUGAAUGAGAAGCAUUUGUUUUUUGUUUUUUAAAAAACAGCCUGUACUUGUAGCAGGUGCUCUUUUUGAAGGCCUUUACGUUGUUUUCAAGUGCUGAUACCACAUUUCUCCACUCACUGUUCUGCUGUGGUUCCCAAACUUUUUCAGUCAUGUCCCACUUUAGAAGCUGGAAAAAAGUUGGUGUAAUUAUUGCCAAAUAUUCGACCAGUUAAGGCCUCAUUUGCACAGGUUUGAAAAACGUACAUUCACCAACUGGUUGCUGAUCGUUGCCAGGUGAAACUGGUCACAAAGGGGGCGUGGCACCAAAACGUAACUACGUUUGCCCGUAGUUUGCGUGGACGACACCAACUUGUCUGCAAAUACUGGCCAACUACUCACUGAGCGGUGGUGAAACUGUGGAAAAAGUGAGACACAAAUCUGAAACAGAACUUCACAGUAAAAGGACGUUCAUUACUGUUGCAACAUGUGUCAUAAGGCACAGCUUUUACUUUGAAGGCGAACGACCUCCAUUUCCUGCAUUUUUCACAGUUUCACUACCGCUCAGUGAGUAGUUGGCAAGUGUUUGCAGACAGGUUGAUGCAAAUUAUGGGCAACCAAGGCAAUCUGCUAGCAACCAAAGCAAAUACAAGGAGGUUUUCAGCUGUUUACCUCUUUUGCAACCAAUUUCCCCUAACAACUGCCAACUGGUGGGGGUAUAUACAUUUUUCUCCUAGCAAGAAGUAGUUGCUUGGGG
Molecule: messenger RNA, 7330 nt
Organism: Archocentrus centrarchus (flier cichlid)
Lineage: Eukaryota; Metazoa; Chordata; Actinopteri; Cichliformes; Cichlidae
Gene: vash2
Product: vasohibin 2
Exons: 9
Coding region: 298-1410 (370 amino acids)
Biological process (GO): regulation of angiogenesis
Cellular component (GO): cytoplasm
Source: RefSeq, a predicted model, not a curated record